AGUUGAAAGUUGAAUUCCCAGCUGGAUUAACUUGAAUAUUAAUAGCAGCCACAGCAAAACUAUGUUGCUCGCUGUGGUCAAUCUUCUCCUUGAUGAACCCACACUUUCUGCUGCUUAUUCAGACUUAAAAACUGAUGGGGAUUUUAUUUCCUGAAGGGUUGCGAACAUCACGGGCCUUGUUUUAACUCAUUUGUGACAUGCUUUAUGGUAGGAAAAAGGAUUACAUGCCAGCAUAUAUUUUAUGUCCUGAUGUCUUGGCAUGGUAUGAAUGUAGUUGGAAAUCUGAAUCUGGUAUCCUUCUCUGUCUUCCACUCUAUAAAUUUUAAGGAGAAAUGGCUUGAAAACAAAAAGCCCCAAAAUAUCGAGCUCUGUGAUCUAGUAACACAAGAUAAAACAGACCUUCCUUUCUGAAUGUCUUUAUUCUCUGAGUAGGAGUGAAGAGUUAUGGAGCUGGACAGAAGCAUCUCCUGUUCUUUUGUACCUGAAGCCGAGGGAGUGAAUAGCUGUAUCAUAAGAUGCGUGUUCAGCCUGAUGAUGGUCUUAAUGAUAGAUGGAACAGAAUAUUUGGUGUCUUUGAGGCAAAGGCGGCUGAUUUCAUUUCUAUGUAUUUCUACCCAUUUCCUCCCUUCAAUCCUACUUUCUUGUCAUUGCCAUCGCACUAGUGGUUACUGUCACCAGUGAAAUCUUUGCCCUGCUGCAGUGCGUAUCUCCUUUCCCUGUAUCAGUAGGUCAGAUACAGACAACGUUGAGGGACUGAAAGUAGCCUCCAAUGCACUUGUUUCUAUUCAUAGUGUGAGAGUUGAGGAAAUAAGAAUGCUGUCAGGGUUAUAUUUAACCUCACUUAUUCCAGGCACUUCUUUCACUAUAAACUGAACAAGCUGAAUAAAGUUUUCUACACCUCAAACGUGUAGAACUCAAAGGCCAACUCAUCUCAACACAGAGACCUCUUGAGAGUCCUAGAAAUGUUUUCAGUGUUUGGGUGACCGGUGGCACAUAAAUCCCUGGCAGAGCCAGUACUUCAAAUGAAGCUGCUCUGCCCACCAGCUCCCACAUAAUUUACACUGUCAUGCUGUUUCUUCACCUCCUGAGCAUAGUCAGAUGCUUACCAUUUCUUUAAAUCAAACACCCACUCACUAUUUCUUUGCCAGAGAAAACUCACCAAAGCUGCUUAAUAAAUGGAAUAGAAAGAAAAUAUGGAGAAAUAAGCCUAUCCCAGAAGUGAUCGCUGCCAGCUUCAGUUUUGCUUCUUGGUUUCAGAUUUCUAUUCCUGACAUACACUGUGUACUAAAUAAUGAAGGCAGCAUUAAGUGCUGUGGAAUUCAGCACUUAAUAAUGAGGCUUAUAAGAUUUUUUCCCAUAUAGGAUGACGGGCAGCUGUCCAAAUACACACUGCAUGACACAUGUGGAGUGUGUGAAGGAAGUUUUCUGGUCUAUUAUUGACCCUCUGACCAGAGGAGGUGCUGUGCUGGAUUCUGGAAUUCAGGCUAUUUCUGAGGUUGCCUAUGGAGGGUAACAGCAAAAGUGGGAUGUUUCAAAAGCCCCAAUUGCCACUGCUUUUGGGGAAGUGAAGAGAGGGGAUGCACAGCAAUGAACUUGUUCUAGACUUACAAUUACCAGAAGCACAGAGCUGCCAUGUGCCCUGAUGAGGAUAUUUGACCCUGCAGCCCACAUCAAGAACUCCCUCCCAUCCACAAAGGCAAUUUACUACAGAUACUUCACAUCAAUUCUAGACGUCACCAUUUCCAACCACAACCAUGAAAACCAUUAAAAAGGCACCUGUACAAGACUGUGCUGUACACUCCCUGCAAAACAGAGAAAACAAAUGCCUCCUGGGCAUAUAGAAGUCACACUGAAUUACUAGCUCAUAUAGUCCAUUAUAAUCCAUGCAGCAGAAAAAUGGUGAAAAGAACUGUAAUAAAAACUUUGAAGCAAGUUGCUUGAUUUAUUACAUUUCAGAGGUCAUACUCUUUGAAAUUACCUAGCGACAAUGUGCAUUAAAACAUAACUUAGUGAUCAGCUUUCAUUUAUACACAUAUAGGUGGAGAAAGAUACCUGUCCCAUUACAUUUCAUAGGCUCUCUCUGAAUGAAAACCACACACCCAGAACUGCUUCACACUUAAUUGCCAUCUACAUCCCUCCCACCCAUUGGCCUUUGGACCCUCUGAAACAGCUGCUGGUUGUAAACUCUGCCCUGUCCUAUAGGAAGUACAACCUCUGUAAUACUAAAUCACAAAUGCUUUUGCUUUUUGCCAUACACACAUCAUUUUAGCAGGUGAAGUGUUUGUAUAGGACUGAGAGCACGGCUGGGAAUGCAGAAUUACUGAGACCCCAUUGAAUCUUGAAUUAAAUUCUGCUUAGCUUCUGUGGCAGAGAUUCCAAUUCAAUUUGUGGCUGCCCACAAGAGUGGUGGGGUCAGCAUCCAUGAAGGUGUGAAAGAACUGUUUAGAUGGUCUAUGAAGGGACAUGGUUUACUUGGGAAAUACUGGAUGUAGGUGGAAGUUUGGGUUGGAUGAUCUUGGGGAUCCAUACCAGCUUUGGUGAUUCAGUGAUUCUAUGCUAUGAAAAGAGAACAAAUCGUGGUUUUGUCUUUUUCUGCUAAGUUUGUUUGUGUCUUUUUCAGUGUCUGUUCAAGGACUUUUCAAUAAAGUAAUCUUUGUGAUAUCAGUGGAGUGACCUAUUCCUGCAAUGAAAGCUGUUUUUCCCUUAGGGGUCUACUUGCACUGUGUAGGAGCCAUCCAUACAUUAUCUGUACCAGAGGCAUAUCUAAGACGAUAACUCCACCUGCACACCACGCAUGUCCUGCAGAUGUUCUUCCUCAGGGUCCAAGCAAGCCUUCCAUUGAAAGAGGCAAAGUGCUCAAAUAAGAAUUACACUUGGAACAACGCAUGCCCAGGGUGAUAAAAAUUCUUCUGCCAGGCAGUGAGAGGCUAAGGGCAGUUUUUAUGAGCUCUCAUUGCUGUAACUGUAUAAAGUCCAUCUGUCCUGUAAGCUUCCUGUAUCUGCAUCGUUUCAGUUCAAGUAAAGCCAGUUCAGCUCAAGAGAGAAACCUUCGGGGUGAGAAUUAAUUUAAGACCGGCCUCUUAGAAAAGUAUAAGAAGUAGCUGGAAGCAGGAGAUGUCUUGGACACCCGAACUUCCUCUCAAUGUGCCUGCUGUAACGAUUCGUGAGAGUGCUUUCAGCAAUGUACCAGAGCAUCCCACUCAACACAAAAGCAGCGUGAAUACAUUUAACUGCAACAAGGAAAGAUUCUUCAAGCUGAGAAAUGGAGAAGACACUCCAGAAAGAUGGGAAAGAGAUCCUGAAUCCCAGCAAAAUUCUCUCAGUGUUCGAGAACGAGCUCAGAAAUAUGAGUCUCAAUACUUAACCAAUGGGUCAGAGAUAUCCCCACAGAAGGAAAGCAGAGUGAAUUCACCAAAGAGACCCCAAGAAAGCUUCUCUAAGCAGAGCAAGGGGAAUACAGAUCCAGUAAUUGUGGAAAGAGAUGCCAAGCCCCUGAAACAACCACAAAGCGUCCAAGAUGAAAAGAAGAGGCUCCCAUAUGAGUUUUCAGGAAGGAUGAUGGAGAUGAGCACCUUGAAGGUCAUGGAAUCAGUGCAGGAGGGAAUGGAGAAGAUUCUGAAUCAAAAACUGGCUGUGUUCCAGAGACAAAUGGAAAAGACCCAGCAAGGAAUCCCACACAUGAAGGAACAGAACAACACCUGGUCCUCCCUUCAAAAGAUCUCUGAUAAUAUUCAAGCCUUGCAGAAAGGUUUGGAAGACAUGAAGAUAUCCACAAAGAAAGACCUUCAGAAGCUCAGAGAAGACUUAGAGGAAAGAGUAGCAAAAGCACCUGAGAAGUCUGAGUCUAAAGAGAAUCUGUUGGAGGUGGGGAACCUGGCAGGAAGGACAGUGGAGAUGAGCACCUCAAAGGUUGUGGAAUCAAUGCAGGAGGGAAUGGAGAAGAUUCUGACUGAAAAACUGGCUGCAAUGCAGAGACAAAUGGAAAAGACCCAGCAAGCAAUCCCACCCAUGAAGGAACAGAACAACACCUGGACCUCCCUUCAAAAGAUCUCUGAUAAUAUUCAAGCCUUGCAGAAAGGUUUGGAGGACAUGCAGAGGUCCACAAAGAAAGACCUUCAGAUGCUCAGAGAAGACCUGGAGGAAAGAGUAGCAAAAGCACCUGAGAGGUCUGAGUCUAAAGAGAGUCUGUUGGAGAUGGAGAACCAGGCAGGAAGGACAGUGGAGAUGAUCACCUCGAAAGCCCUGGAAUCCAUGCGGGAGGAAAUAGAGAAGAUUCUGAAUGAAAAACUGGCUGCAAUGCAGAGACAGCUAGAAGUGACCCAGCACACAAAGCCAUCCAUGGAAGAAGAGAACAACACCUGGGCUUCCCAUCAGAAAAUCUCUGAGGACGUGCAAGCCCUGCAGACAGCCUUGGAAAGAAUGCAGAUGUCCACUGAGGAAGACAUUCAGAAGCUCAGAGCAGACCUGAAAGGUUCUUUCAUAGAGCAGCGCUACAAAGUUGAUGUCACCCUGAAUGCUGAUACAGCUCACCCCAGACUGGAAGUGUCUGAAGAUGGGAAGAGUGUGAAUGACACCGGUGUGAUCAGAAAGGUACCCAACAGGGAGGAGAGAUUUGAUUCCCACCUUUUUGUGUUGGCAAAGGAAGGAUACACAUCUGGGAGAUACUACUGGGAAGUGGAUGUUGGAAGGAGAAAAAACUGGAUCUUGGGUGUUGCUUCUGAAUCAGUGACUCGUAAAGGGACUGUGACCCUGUCCCCAAAGAAGGGCUUCUGGGUUAUAGCCUUAGCAGAUGGGCAAGAGUAUUGGGCCUACACGGAUCCUUGGACUCGCUUGACUGUGAGUGGUAGACCGCAGAAGAUUGGGAUCUUCCUGAACAUCUCUGCCAACAAACUCGCAUUUUAUAAUGCCAAAAAGAAAACUGUUUUGUACACUUUUAACAUGGGUGGUAGCGUGCAGAAAAGGAAGUUUGUUCCCUUCUUCUCAACAGGUUCUGGUGCUUCAGUGCAUGACACUGAGCCAUUGAAAAUCAUGCAAGAGUUUGAUGAUGAUGACUAAAUGUGUGAUUAAAUACAGAUUGUGAGAUCAGAUUGAUAUGUUGUCCAAAAAAUCCCUGACUUUGUGCUUCCCAGUGGAAAAUGACUUGGUUUCUGGUAGUUGAUAAUACAAUUUUUCAGUGCUGUUUGCUACCCAUGCAAUGAGACAGCAGAAAAAGCCCUAGAGAUCAUGUUGAUAAACGGAGUGUAGAACUCAGUAUCCAUGGAGAGCCUUCAGUUAUGCAGCUGCAGGUAUGAAACAGAGAUGGCUUUUUGUCACUUCUGUUUCCCCUAAUAAUCAUACCCAUUUGAAUGGACUGGUUGAAUAACCAAAUAAUUCUGAUGUUCCUUGUACACUUCAGGCUUUGAUUUUCUUCAUACCCAUUCUUGGAUCAUUCAGAAAGAAGAAUUAAGGAACUAUUUUCUUUGCCUGAACAGACAUAACCACAGUGCUUUGGUUUUUUGUGAUGGUUGAUACAUGACUUGGAAUUCACACCCAACCUCGAGUAUAUUCUCAACCAAAGCACGGUCAUUUGAGACUGUUCAUAUUCUCUUAAUUGAAGAUAAACAAAUUAAAAGAUAUUUUACUUCAAACUGAUGUUCCCCCCCCCACUUUGAGACACUGAAA
Messenger RNA from Coturnix japonica (Japanese quail), 5661 nucleotides. Lineage: Eukaryota; Metazoa; Chordata; Aves; Galliformes; Phasianidae. The record is from RefSeq and is a predicted model, not a curated record.